CAUGUUGGAGCGGCGGCGGCGCAGCGGCGGGUUCGGGCUCCGCGGCGGCCGGUGUCCAGCCCUGGUUUUCAAGGAAUUUGGAGCUAUUGGAAGUGCCUACUACCCUAAUGCCAUGAAUAUUGAGGUGAACAAUGCGGAAGAAAAAGCUGUCCAUUCUUGGUCAAGAAUCUCUUCUGCAGGACAGAAAGCCCUGGAGGAAGCCCUCAGAGUCUUCAACCCCAUGUCCAAGGACCUUUCAGACACUGAAACCCAGCUGGUGGCCUUUCUCCAAGGCCUCAAGGAGGAAGGCUACCAGCCCACAGUCUUAAGGAGCAAGGAUGUUUAUGGGUACAGCUCCUGCACGGCGGCUACUCCCAGCCAGACACCUGACAAUUCAGACACAGGCGCUGCUGUCUCUGACUGUACUAACUCUCCAGUUAGAAGCCCUGCUGUGACAGCAGAGGCGCCUGGGACACUUGCGGAGGUGUCAGUCGGCUCUCCUAACAUUCGCACCAAGCCUGUCUCUAAAGGGAGGACCACAAACCUGCUGCUGAACUCGUUGAAAGAGACACGGUCAGGCACAUCGAAGGCCUCAGCAAUGGGCUUCCCAGCUAAUACGUACCCUGACGUGUAUCCAGCCAUGAGACUCUCUGUCGUGCUGGAAGCUUUGGUCCCACUGAAAGCCACAGCAUCCUGUUUGGAGUCCAAAUACAAAGAGGGGCAUCUUGGGAUCUCCCCCUCGGACCUGAAGCUUCUCAAGGCAUCGGGUGCCUCGAGGCAGAACGCUAAGCUACCUGUGGGGCAGGUAGACCCCAAAGGCUACACACACGUAGUUACGAAAGCACCAGAUUCUCCCGCUCUAGCUGUAACGCUUCUGAAGGGAACUCAAGGUGGGGUGCUAAAGGAGAGCAAUGGUUGCAAAGCAUCUGGAAUCCUGAAUGGGAGGAUUACAGGCAGCGCAUCUCAGUGUUGCAGUGGGGGGUCACAGGCCAAGGCCUUUACAAAUAACGCCAAGGAAGUUCCAGCAGAGAGAACUGAAUGGAAAGACAGCAGUAGUCAGGAGACUGUUGGGCAGAAAAGGAAAAGAGCCGAGGAGAUGAAAGAAGCACCACAGAAGAAGAAGAAAAAUGCCAUGAAUAAACCUGAAUUAGCUCAGAGCACUUUGAACCUGCUGAGAUCCCAGGCCAUUAAGGUGGACAGCUCCUCGUCAGAUGAUGAAGUGAGGAGGAGAGCACAGAAGAUCCUUAGGGUUAACCUGUCCCCUGUGAUCAGAAUUCAGCCAGUGUCCCCCUCUCACAAUGUCCCCUGAGUUCCUUCCUUUUGUCACUUUUCUCUUAAAUACAUAAGUGUGAACCAGCUGCCAGGCUGUGGAGAUGUGUAAGAGCCACUUUCAUUCUCUGGUGUCCAGCAGCAGUGUCACAGCCGGGACCUGCAGACUUUGGGCAGCUCGUUCCACAGCUGUUUUGGCUGCCUGGCAACGUUCUGCAGAGUUGGACUGCGCGAGUACAAAGCUGUGUUUAGAAACCCAGGACAAGGACUCCCAGCCCCCAUGGUGAGCUGAGCGAAGCCGGUUCUAGCGUUCUGGGCUGUGCUUUUCUGAACAUGCUGGAGCGUUUGUCUGUGCAGUGGGACGCGCCAGACUUUCUCCUGACGUUCAUGCACUGUGGUAUUUUGCUCUUUUUCAAGCUGUACAUUUAUUGGUUUUAUUUUGAUCAAAUUUUAUAACUUUAUUCUCUAUCUAUCUGUCUACACACACACACAGUGCCCUGGCACUGUCUGAAGACACGUCUCCUCCGCCCCUCUGGAGCUGGGUUCGCUCUUCAGUCAGUCUUUUGUCGAAAGGUGCCAGGUUUUCUUUCCCAUUGUCAGUGUUCUUACCUGCCUGUUCUGGGCUCUCUUGAGAAGCUCAGAAGCAGGCAGAAUUAUAGCCACACAUUUGUCUCUGGAAACACCAUGCUGGAUGGAGGCUUGCCAGCUCGUAGCUCUAUCCUAUUCAGGUCACCUCGGCAAAGAAAAUGGAAAGUAGGGGAGGGCUGGUCGGGCUGUUCGCUCUGAGUCUGUCUGCCGCCCCUUUCGCUGUUAGCAGAAAUGCUAAAUGCUUCCUGCGGGUUUGCUUCCAAAGAGCGCCACGGGAAAGGUGCUGUCAGGCCCCGUCCGUUAACUUAAGCAAUGAAUUUGUGGCUGGUUGUCGACCUAAGAUCUGGGGCUGCCAGUCAGUGGAUACUUCAUAUUUCCUGGCCAGAGUGUCAUCACUUGAGUGCUGCUGAACGUUCCAGUGACUUGUGAGUUAGGUUGAGAACUCGCCCACUGUGCUUCUGAAUGUAUCGAGUGUUGCUAAUGUUCUGCUGGCUCCAGGGGAAUGUGUAUGGGUGAGAACCAGAGCACAGCAGCAGCAGGUUCAUCAAAGGAGUUUCCAGCAAUUUUUUUUAACAUUUCAAGAGAAUAAGGUAUUAGUUUCUGGGGAGUGGUUUGCACGGGGUUAAGCCACUGUAUAUUUAUUUCUCAUCCUGGAUUUCAGAUUUGCCAGCUCUCCUGGGAUUUUAGGGUGAUGAUCUGCUGCAGGGUAUAAAAUCUUUCUCUGCUUAGAGUCUC
This is a messenger RNA of Gopherus flavomarginatus (Mexican gopher tortoise), 2571 nucleotides long. It is a transcript of the gene CCDC71, whose product is annotated as coiled-coil domain containing 71. Bases 2 to 1288 code for a protein of 428 amino acids. NCBI's taxonomy places the organism in Eukaryota, Metazoa, Chordata, Testudines, Testudinidae. The transcript is spliced from 2 exons. The record is from RefSeq and is a predicted model, not a curated record.